This is a messenger RNA of Pneumocystis carinii B80, 1625 nucleotides long. RefSeq lists its product as hypothetical. The transcript is spliced from 6 exons. Gene Ontology annotation, molecular function: threonine-type endopeptidase activity. Bases 47 to 862 code for a protein of 271 amino acids. Lineage: Eukaryota; Fungi; Ascomycota; Pneumocystomycetes; Pneumocystales; Pneumocystaceae. The record is from RefSeq and is a predicted model, not a curated record. Gene Ontology annotation, cellular component: proteasome core complex.
AUUUUUUGCAGAGCGUCCAAUUUCUUAACUCUUGUCAAGACAUAAAAUGAUCGGAUCUAAGACUUAUAUUCCUAAGAGAGGCUUUAAUUUUGAUAAUUAUCAAAGGAAUCAAUAUCUUUUAUCAAAAGAUAUUGCUUUUCCGCCAACUAUUUCUACAGGAACAACAAUUGUUGGUGUUAUAUAUGAAGAUGGAGUAUGUAUUGCGGCAGAUACUCGAGCAACAAUGGGUCCUAUUGUAGCAGAUAAAAAUUGCAGGAAAUUGCAUAAAAUUUCAUCAAAAAUAUGGGUAGCAGGAGCAGGAGUAGCGGGAGACAUUGAUUUUGUUACGUCUUAUAUUUCUUCACAAAUUGAACUGCAUGCUCUAUAUACGAAACGACAACCACGUGUUGUUACAGCAUUGACUAUGAUGAAGCAAUAUUUAUUUAAAUAUCAAGGAUAUGUAGGUGCCUAUUUGAUUGUUGCAGGAACCGAUCCUACGGGAUUUCAUUUAUUCACGGUUUCUGCUCAUGGGAGUACGGAUAAGCUUCCGUUUGUUACAAUGGGAAGUGGUAGUCUUGCAGCCAUGUCUGUUCUCGAAACAAAAUAUAAACCUAAUAUGAACAGACAAGAAGCAAUAGAUCUUUGCAAGGAUGCUAUUUUAGCGGGUAUUUUUAAUGAUCUAGGUUCAGGAAGCAAUGUAGAUGUAGUUGUCAUAGAAAAGGAAAAGGCACAAUAUCUUCGUAAUUAUCUCAAACCAAAUGAGCGGGCACCUAAAGAAAGGUGCUAUAAAAUCGAGAGAGGGACUACAGCAAUAAUUAAAAGAGAUAUCAAAAAAUAUGUUACCACUGUAGAUAUUAAUGAUGAAAUGGAAAUUGAUGAAUAAAAUAUAUUUUACAUUUUGAAGAAUCAUAUAAAAACGCUAUAUUAAUACUUUAGAUAAAAGACAUUUCAUCUAUUUCUCGCUGAAACUCUACUAAUCUCAUUUUUCUCGCAUCUUUGUUAUGUAGCAUAACUAAUCCUGAACGUAAUAAAAUUCUUCCUAUUACUGAAUCUUCAACUAUCAUAUAUGGAUCUGCGCCUGGCAAAACUGAUUGAUUCAUCAAAUUCUAAAGACAUUAAUAUUUUAAUAUACCAGAAAUAAUUAUCCCUGCCUCAAGUAAUUCCUUUGUAGAAUUGCAAAGAGUAAUUUUAUCUUUCUGUUGUAUAGAGACAUGUUUAUCUAAUGUUGAUUGACCUGAUUCUGCCGGCAACUUAGUAUGUUUUUUUUCAGGUAAAUCUGCAUGUCCAACUGCUGCGCCAGAUUGUUCUGCAAGCAAUAUAUCACCCAAUUCUUCAUCAAUAAACCUAACAAGCUCACGCAUAAACUUAUUAACUGAUCGUUCAGCUUCUUUUACAUUCAUACGACAUUCACUUGUUUCUAAUUAAAAAAAAAUAAAAAAUGAUUAAAAACCAACUUUAAUAUCUCUUGAGAGCUUCUUUGACUUUGUUUUUCCAGCUUUUUUAAUCUUUCAUCUAAUAAAGAUCCAAUUAUUUUACUUUCUUCCAAUAUUUUUUGCUCUCUUAAAAAUAUUAACAUAAAAAAAAAACACAAAAAAUACCUCUCAAUGAUGGACAAUGUCUUUUUCAACCGUUUUUCCAAUAUUUUC